AUUAUUCUAUUUUACAAUCGGGGUUUAGGUUUUCAAUAGUUUUUCAAGCUCAACUAAAAAUCAUUGUUUCUUAUAACAUCAACGUAAAUAGUGAAUGCCUUUUCUUUAAGCGUAGAUGCUCAAUAGUUCUUUAUUAUUUCCAUGAUAUUCCAGACUCAAUGAUCUCCACCCCCAAGUUAUAAAUGAACUUUACCCACGUGAGAUAUGGAUGAACCAAACAUUUCAAUAUCUUCAGGAUUGUUGGAAAAUAUUGAACUUGCUGUGAACAUUAUUGGAAUAGAAACUGAACUUAAAAAAGAACUCAACCAUUUCAAAGAUGAAAAAUGUGUACCUUUUCGAGUAGUGAAACGUUUACAUGAAUUUUUAUCCGCGUCAGGUAUAUUUAUAGCAGAAACCGGAAGUUUCAAACGUCAAGGGACAAAUAUCUACCUACAUGAGUUGAUCCAAGGCUGUGAUGUUUGUUUGCCUACAGUUGAACUGGCAUCAAGGGAUCCUGAACUGGAGGCAAGAUGCAAGAGGUUAAGGGCUCAGCAAGAAAACCGGGAGUACAAGAAGAUGGUUAGGGAGGUGGAUAAAAAGGACAGGGAUUAUUUUGCUCCUGGUAAAGAUUUAAAGGAAAUGAACCGACAGAUGGUGUCAGUCUUCAACUUUAUAGUCACUGUGGGAGGAGCAUUUGCAUUUGGCUACAAAGGGGUGGAGUACUCAUUUCAUGGAGAUACCUUUGCUUUUCAACUGAUUGUCGGAUUGUCACUGGCAACCGUUGUGUUCUUUGCUGACCUAUACUUCCUGCUUAAGGAAAACAGCUAGAGAACGUCUGGUGCUACAUCUGGCAACCACGUAUAGGAGCUACAUGUACUUCCUCUAGUAUGUUGAUUGAAGCAAAGGUUCUGUUGACUGGCCUAUAUAAUGUUUUACGGAUUGGUGAUAAGUGCAAUAUAACAUGUUGUAGUGGACGCAGGACGAUGAUUAAGAAAGUGGUAUUUUUUUUAGAUCCACUAUUCAUGACUGAACAAAUUAUAUGUUAAUAGUAUAGCUAUGAAACAUGUUAAUAUUUUUUUGUGUUCCUAUGAACAUCUUGCAUCUUGCAAACAAAAAUUCUGAUUAAGACUUGUAUUAUCUGCAAUUUUUAUCACUGAUGUAGAGCUGUUUUUGACUAUGGAGUUUAGGAUAUUAGUUUUUAUUAAUCAAUUGUUUCAUUAUUCGGAGUAAAAUAUAUUUUUUAAGUAAGUAUUUUGUAAUCACGAUGACUGAUUAAUGUUUAACUUAGUUAACAAUUAUUCACGCAGUUGUGACUAUUGUGUUGAUUUUUAUGCUCCCCCAAAAUAGUUUUGGGGGAGCAUAUAGUUGCCGCUUCGUCUGUCCGUCGGUCCGUGCACAAUUUUUUUUCAAGGUUAUUUCUUAGCAACUAAUAACCGGAAUUCAAUGAAACUUUAUGGUAAGCUUCACUACCAAGAGGAGAUGUGCAUAUUAUCAGCGGUUACUUGUCGGAUGAUUUUUCACAGAGUUAUGGCCCUUUGAAAAUUUCCAUUAACUGUACUUAUAGUGCAAUUAUUGUCCGGGCUAUUUCUCAGCAACUAAUGACUGGAAUUCAUUGAAACUUUAUGGGAAGCUUCACUACCAAGAGGAGAUGUGCAUAUUAUCAGCGGGUUCUGGUCAGAUGAUUUUUCACAGAGUUAUGGCCCUUUGAAAUUUUCCAUUAACUGUACAUAUAGUGCAAUUCUUGUCCGGGCUAUUUCUCAGCAACUAAUGACCGGAAUUCAAUGAAACUUUUUGGGAAGCUUCACUACCAAGAGGAGAUGUGCAUAUUAUCAGCGGGUUCUGGUCGGAUGAUUUUUUACAGAGUUAUGGCCCUUUGAAAUUUUAUAUAAAAAAAAUCUUGUCCCCCCCAACUACUGUGCCCUCAAGACAGUUCCUUUUAUCUGAAUAUAAAGUGCAAUAUUGUGACAAAAAAAACUUUUGGGAGCAUCACCCGUCUCCGACGGUUUCUUGAUUUCUGUUGUAAUAACUUCAUAUUUGUUUGCAGUAUUUUCGCAAUACUGAUUAAACAACUUAACUAUUUAUGUUAGUAAAACAUCUUUACCAGUA
Messenger RNA from Dreissena polymorpha, 2085 nucleotides. RefSeq names its product transmembrane protein 199-like. Gene Ontology annotation, biological process: vacuolar proton-transporting V-type ATPase complex assembly. The transcript has 6 exons. Bases 205 to 807 code for a protein of 200 amino acids. Gene Ontology annotation, cellular component: endomembrane system. The record is from RefSeq and is a predicted model, not a curated record. NCBI's taxonomy places the organism in Eukaryota, Metazoa, Mollusca, Bivalvia, Myida, Dreissenidae.